AUGUCUGUGCAGACCACAAUCUCCAGCACAGCCUCUGAGACCACCUCAGCUUCUGAGUCUACUGUGGCCCCCGCUCUAGUUUCUGAAACCACAAUAACAUCUGUCCCCACCACAGCCUCUACCUCAGGCUCUAAGAACACAGUCUCUGAGAUCCUUGUGGUUUCUACCACAAACUCAGAGACUGCUACGGCAUCUGUGACAUUCUCCAAGACAAUGACAGCCUCCACUAAAGGCUCUGGGACAUCCAGAGAGCCUGUGUCCUCCGUAGCCACUGAAACACCUUUUGAGAACACCGAAACAUCGGUGCCCAUCACAGUCAUCACCACUGUAGGCCCCGAGACCUCUAGAGCCUCCAACAGAGUCUCACAGACACCUACAGAGUCUGUGACCCCAAGGAGAUCCACCAUAGCAUCUGUACUAACUGAAGCAUCCACUAGAAUUUCUGAAGUCACCACACCCUCCACAACAAUAUCUGUGCCCACGCUGACCUCCACCACAGCCUCUAAGACCACCCCAGGCUCUGAAUCCACCAAAGUCUCCACUAAAACUUCUCAUAUUACCUUGUUCUCUACCACAGCAUCUGUGCCCACUCAAGCCUCCAGUACAGUGUCCGAGGUCACAACGUCCUCCGUGAUAAUGUCUGUGCCCACCUUGACCUCCACCACAGCCUCUGAGACUACAACAUCCUCUACUAAAACAUCUGAGACCGUCUUUGCCACAACCUCUGGGACCACCACAGUUCCCACAGCAUCUGUGGCAAACUCUUCCUCCAUGAUAACAUCUUUACCUACCACAGUCUUCACCACAGUCUCUGAGACCACAGCUUCCAGCAGAGAUUCUGAGGUCAUCACAGCUUCCACCAUAAUGUCUGUGUCACCACCAUCCUCCAGCAUAGCCUCUGAGACAAUUAUUAAUUCUGAAAUAACCACAGAAUCUCCCACAAUUUCUGAGACCAUCGGGGACUCCACUAUGACAUUGGUGUCCACCAUAACUUCCACCACAGACUCUGAGACCAUGUCAUUCUCUACUGAAGCCUCUGAGAUAACUUCAGGGUCAGUACCCUCCACAAAUAUCACAAAACUUGAUAAGCCCACUACAACUUCUGUACCCACUACAACCUCUGCAAUAGUCUCUGAGAUCGCCACACCUUCCAUCGCAAUGUCUAAAACCAUCUCAUCUUCCAAAACAGAUUCUGAGUUUUCCAGUAGAGCACCUCUGACCAUGAAAAUCUCUACUYCAAUCUCUGAGUCUGUCUUAGCCUCCACCAUAGUCUCUGAGACUGCCAUGUCCUCUACUGCCACAUCGAUGCCCACCACAGCUUUCAUCACAGGCUCUAAGGRCACAACAGCCUCUGAGACCACAAAUGCUUCCACAGUUACCCCCACUGAGACCAUUAUAAUGUCCAUCCCAACAUCUGGGACACACCAGGCCUUUAUCACAACCCCAGAGACCACAACAGUCUCCAUGAAAGUCUCUGGGACAGGUGGACAAUCUGUGUCUUUCACAGACACUACAACACCUCCUGAGAGUACAAUCACAUCUGUGCCCUCCACAGCCUCUGAAACCACCCCAGGCUCUGAGACAACCACAGGCUCUGCAUCUACCUCUGCUUCCACUACAACAUCUGAGAUCACCUCACUGUCUACCACAGCAUACAAGUCUGCCACAACUUCCACAGCACUUGUUCCCACCACAGACUUCAUGACUUCUGAAACUGCCACAGGUCCUGAGAUCAUCACAACUUCCACCAUGGAUUCACAGACCACUGUAGAGUUUGUGUCCCCGAGUGCCACCAUCGUCUCUAAGACCACCUCACUCUCUACCACAAAGGAUGUGGUGACUUCAGAGGCCACGAUGACAAUUUCUGUCCCCUACAGUGCCUCUACCCCAGUCUCUGAAACUGCCAAAGCCUCUACCAAAGACUCAGAGACCACUAUAAACUCUGAGACCACAAAAGCUUCUGCCAUUGCCUCUGAAAUGCACACAUCUUCCAUCACAACAUCUGUACCAAACACAAUUUCCAGCACAGCCUCAGAGAUGACCUCAGCUUCUGAGCCUACUGUUGUCUCCACCAUAGUCUCUGAGACGACCAUGUCUUCCACAGUAAUGUCUGUUUCCUCUAUAGCCUCUACCUCAAGUUCUAAGAACACAGCCUUUGAGACCCUUCAACGUUCCACCACCAACUCUCAAUUCACCAUGCCAUCUGUGACAUCCUCUGAGCUCCUAACAGUCUCCACAAAAGCCUCUGGGACAACUAUAGAGACUGUGUCCUUCACAAAACCCACACAUCCUAGUGAAUCCACCACAGACUCCAAGGCUUCUACAGACAUUGAAAUGACCACAAACGCUAACACGGUAUCUGAAACCUCUAUGCCCUCCACCAUAACAUCUGUGCCCACAGUAACUUCCUCCACAAUCUCUGAGAACACUAGUGCUUCCACAGUACUUUCUGAACCCAACACAGUCUUCAUGGUGACUGCUAAGACCCACACAGGCUCUGACACCAACACACCUUCCUCCACAGCUCCUGAGGUCCCCACAUUCUCCACCAAAAUGCCUGUUCUGACCACAGCUUCCACCAUAGACUCAAGGAACCCAGCACCUUCUGAAUGCCCCAUGACCUCCACUAUUGACUCUGAGACUCCAACAGCUGUCACCACAGUCUCUGAGGCAGCUGCAGUUUCCACUCAAACAUUACUAACAACUGCAGAGGAUGUGCCCUCCACAGCCACCAAAAACCAAAAGCCCACUACUAUCCUUUCUACAGUCUCCAAAAGCACUGGAGUCUCAGAGACCACUACAGCUUCCACUUUUGGAACCGCUGCAGAGUCUGUGACCACAAAGCACUCCACCACAGGAUCGGAAAUCUCUCCCACUGAGACAGUGUCUAGCACAUUGUCCACCACUGUCUUUGAGAGCAACUCAGACUCUAAAAGCACCAUGUUCUCUACAAGGGACUCUGUGUCCACUACUUCCUCCAUCACAGGAAUAUCAGUGUCCAUGCCAAAAUCUACCAUGAGCCCAGAAAUCACCAGAGCCUCUACUGCAGUCUCUGAGACCACUUCUAUCUCCUCCAAAGGCACCAGGACAAGACCAACCACCCACAUUUCUCCUGUAAGGAAACCCACUACCUUUGCUACCAGCAAUGCAUUGCCUGGAAUAUCCCUGAAUACCUCUGGCCUGGCUGCAUCCACUCUUGGAGUAUCAUCUACCUCCUCAUUCCUAGGUGUCAUGACCACCACAGUGUCUAUCCAUGAUUCAACUGUCAUUCCUGGAGCCAGCGCCACCUCCCGUACAAUAAGCUCAGUGUCCAUGGGCACAAAUAAAAUUAGCGUGAGCCACAUUCCAACAAAUAUGUUCAAACCAAGUGGAUAUUUACAGCCCUGGGUCAUCAUCCUCAUUUCUCUGGUUGCUGUUGUGAUGGGUAUCGUCCUGCUAAUAGGACUCUGCUUUUGUCUGAGUGACUUUUCCUCCCCUCUGAGAAACAGAGGUACUUAUUACCUCUAUGACCACAACCUUGGCCUUAGUCUGGACCUGGACUUAGGCAUGGGCUCUGGAAUAUUUCACAGCCUGGGAAAUGAACUGAACCCUGGAAGAAGACUUGGGAUUGGACCUGCAGGAGCACAUGGCGUUGGACACAGCAUGGGUGAUGGAGAUGGUCAUGGAAUGAACCACAGUGGGAGUCAUGGCUAUGGAGGAGGCCACAGCAAUAGCCAUGAACACAGAGGAGGCCAUGGAGGAAACCAUGGAGUGGGUCACUGA
Molecule: messenger RNA, 3762 nt
Organism: Urocitellus parryii (Arctic ground squirrel)
Lineage: Eukaryota; Metazoa; Chordata; Mammalia; Rodentia; Sciuridae
Source: RefSeq, a predicted model, not a curated record